This is a messenger RNA of Fusarium venenatum, 4452 nucleotides long. RefSeq lists its product as uncharacterized. Gene Ontology annotation, molecular function: protein binding. Lineage: Eukaryota; Fungi; Ascomycota; Sordariomycetes; Hypocreales; Nectriaceae. The record is from RefSeq and is a predicted model, not a curated record.
AUGGCGGCGGUCCGCAAAAACAAAGAAAAAGACACCGCCGAAGCCCAAUUUGCCCACAUCCUUGACGACGCCAGCAAAUUGUACUCGGACUCUUCCAAAAGCAAACUCACAGACUUUCUCAACCCACCUCUAAGCAACGUGAAAGACCUAAUUUCUGAAAUCGACAAGCAAAAUGAGCAAUUCUCCAAAUUUCGCGAAAAGCGACAGUCCAUUUUUAGUGCUCUCGCCGCUUGCCUUGACCCGGUCGAAACCAUCGGUCAAAUCGUGAGCGGCGCUGCGGCAGAGACUUUUGCACCUGCUGAAGGGAUUUUUGGAGCAGUCGCCUACCUUAUUGGAGCUGCGCGCGAUGUUUCCUCGGCGUAUGAUACCAUUGUUGAGUUGUUUGAGCUUCUCAAGGACUUCACAUCAAGACUAGAUGUGUAUGUGCAAUACCGAAUGGGAAGCGCAUUACGAAACAAAGUCGUCACGAUUCUAGCACAAUUAUUCGAGGUAUUCGUCCUUGCCGCCAAAGAGAUCCGUCGCGGCCGCUUCAAGGCCUAUUUCAGAACCCUCUUCGGCAAGGGAACGCCCGUCCAGGAGGCACUCGACAACCUGAAAGCCCUCAACAUCGGCGAGGAAAGACAAGUCCUCGCUGAUACAUACGGAGGCGUUAGUAAACUCAAUGUCACGACGGAGAAUAUGCAGAGCAAGCUGGAUGAGAUGAAUCAGACUAUGAUGCAGAUACGCUCCGAGGGACGGGAGCGCACCGUCGCUGCACAUCAAGAUAAACUCAAGGAGAUCUUGGAUCCCUCGCCAUUCCCUGUUGACUUCUUCAACUUGUUCAAUAAGUCAAGGGCUGAUUCAACGGGUGAAUGGAUCCUUCAAGACGGGGGCUUCAGGGCGUGGCUCGACAAGAAGACCAACUUUCUCUGGAUAACUGGCGCAGCAGGUACCGGAAAGUCAUAUCUGACCACUCGUCUCAUCUCAUGGGGCUCUGAUAGGAUCUCUCGCCUCGCAUACUUUUAUUUCCGCGACAACAACCCAGAGACCCGUUCAGUCCUCCAAGCUCUACGCGACGUCGCCUAUCAGCUUAGCGAAAGCGAUCCUUUCUACGCAAAGCAACUCCUGAGGGGCGUGCAGAAUAUCGAUGAGAUUCGAACAAUCCCCAGUGCCUACCGCAAACUCUUUGUUCAACCUUUCCGGGAAGAAGCGCAGGCAAAGGCUAUCUACAUCUUUCUCGACGGCAUCGAUGAAGCAGACUCCGAAGGUGUACAAGAACUGUUGGAACAGCUAGGUUCGAGCGACGAGUCUGUUCGAAGACCAAAGCAUGUCACAAUUCAGGUCGCUCUUAUUGGAAGAACGUACAUGACUGAAACUGUGACAUAUACCCUCGAUCCCUCCAACCGCGGUAGCCAGGCCAUUACAACUCUUCACGUUACGCCCGAUCGUAAUGCUGAAGAUGUCAAGCUCUACAUUGAAGACAGCGUCUGGCACCUCCGUAAUCUCAGCCGUACACCUCCCGACUUCCGACAAAAGAUCAUAGACGCCAUGAUCAAGCAAGCAGACGGCCUUUUCAUCCUCGCCAAGUUCAUGAUCGAAGACAUCAGCCGCAAGCGACACCCACAAAGCAUUCUCACAAGCCUACAAUCGUACCCCAAGGAGAUCAACGGAAUUAUCGCACAGACACUAAAGAACCUUUCCGAGACUCUUUACGAAGACCAAACAAGAGAUUUAAACGAGAUGCUGCAGUGGGCCGCAUGCGCCGAAGAAGUCUUGUCUCUAGAGCAAUUGGAGGCCGUACUCAUCAUGCGCUUCGGUGACCCGCCGUUCCAUCUUGAAGAAACUCUGCGCGGUCAAUACGCAUGCUUCUUCGAACUUGAGCGCGAAGACGGACUGACAACAGACGAUCUCAUCCGCGAGCAUGAGAAACAGCAGCGCAUCAAGAAUGGUGAUCUCGGCUCCGGAAGACGAUCGAGUUCAGCAAGUCGACCAGGCUCUGGCAGAAGUGGAAGUCCAAAGAGUCCAACAAUCUUUGGCCGCCAAACCGGAACGCCUGACCUCGCACGUAAUCUCUCUCCUCUGAGACGUGCGAGCCCUACGCAUGGUUUGAGUCCUGUGCGAGGAAGCCCCGGCCGCGGUGUUAGCCCAGCGGCCAACUCUGAUCUCUUCGAUCCCAUGAGCGACAUGGACUUUCGAUCGAGCAAGACCAACACCUGGAUCACUUUCUUCCACUCUUCCAUCAAGGGUUUCUUCAGCACAGAGGACUCUUCCAAGUACGGCACGGGUAUUGGCUUCAACCCUCUUGUCUCGCGCAUCCACAUCCUCAAGACUUGUCUCUCUAUCUUUACCGACAAGGCGGGCUUCGAGAAAUAUCGUCUCAGCCCGAGUGGUCGUGAGUCAAUGAAACAAUACUCCGCCUGGUACUGGCAGGAGCAUCUGGCCGUGCUUGACCCGUCGACCGUCCCUGCGCCCGAGAAGAAGGUGUUGGGCGAGUACGUGUACAGAAUGCUUACUGACGAUAACAUCAUUCUCGACUGGACUCUUAUGUAUGAAAAGAACGACGAAGGUCUUGAAGUUCUCACAGACGCCAACAUGAAGGGGCUGAAGAGAUGGAUGGCUGACCCCGAUGUCCUCGCCUCUUUGAACCCCAAAGCUCGCGAGUGGGCAAGCAAAGCUAUUAAGGAAUCUCCCGGUAUCUUCAAACCUAUUGGUGACCUAUAUGCCCGUGCAUGGCUAUCCGAGGACUUCAAAAAAUAUGUACCCACGCUGUUCUGCUUCAAGAUCGUCCAGUCCAUCGCCUUUAUGGAAGACGGAUAUUCGUGGUCAGGCUGCAAUACGCACUGGACAGAGAUCCCGGUCGAUAGACGAAUCGUCAAGGCCUCAGAGUGGGCAAAGAUCCCGGAAAGUGCGCACUGGCACCGACGAUGCGGAAGUACAUACCUUACAAACGGUAUGCACAAUAAGGCGUUGGGACACUAUGAUAGGGCGCUUGUUCUCGACAAUAACAGCGUCGAGACUCGCGGUCGCAUUGCGUACUGUCUCUCGCGUGACGGAAGGUUCAAAGAAGCGCUUGAGCAAGCCCUCAAGUGUGAGAUUAUCGAGCGCGAGAGCAUCGAAAGUGGAAAACUUGAUGAGCAGGCAUUGAAGAGUUGCAAGUGGCGCUUAUACAAGGAUCACAUCCUCAUCGCGUGCUGUUACGAGGAACUCAACAAAGUUGACCCAGCACUCGAGUACUUUCUCAAAUCCAUGGUCAGCGCCAAAGACGUCGGUCUUGAUCGCAAGGAGUGCAAGGAAUACUUUGAGCCUGAGCUUGGAUACCUCGAGCUUGUGGCUACGGAGAACCGCCAUGAGGCUGUAAUCGAGUUCCUCGAGCAAAUGUCCGAGCAAGUCACCGACGCAGAGAACAACCGUACUCGUCUGGUAGACUUCUUGCUCGAAUUCCACAACAAACCUCUUGUCAUCGACUGGAUCCCCAAAGCGGCUAGCAAAGUAGGCGCUACAGAGUUUAUUUAUGAUCGUUUGCAGUUCACCAUUGAUGUCGCCACCGUAUCUCGCCUUCCCCUCAAAGCGCUUUACCUCCGUCUUUCGCUUGGAGCAACAUACACGUACAGUCGCGACAUCGAGGCUGCACUGGACCUCUUCGAGGGUAUCACACAACUCGGCUACCGACCCCGUGGCAAUGUUCCCACCCGUCAAGCCUACGCUCUCGCAUUCCAGAAGCUUGCGUCGCUAUACAAAGAGCGCGUUCUCCAUGCUGGACUUAAGACGAAAGAAGCAGAUGAUUGGCUGGAGGAGCUGGACAAGAUCAAGCACAAGCAGAAUCGGCAUCAGAAUCAUGACAUGCCGAUUGAGAUGGUGGGAUCAGACGUCAACAUCGCCGCCAUCUACAUGAUCCUCUUCAACAGGCUUUUGGGCAGGAGCCCUUCCACAGACCGCGAUCUGCGCAAGCUUAUCAACGACAGUCUCGAUAUUCUAUCAGACGACGACGUAUCAAAUGACGAGUACGCUCUGGAUAACCUCCUCGGCCUCUUCAUCGCUGCCGACGACAUCGAAAAUGCUAAGGCUCUUAGCCAAUCCAUGCGCAAGGUUGAUCCCAAGAUCCUGGCUUCCACUCCUGAAGAUUCACCCAUCCUGCAACGCCUGGAUCCUAAGCUCCCCGAGAUCCAAACCAUGCGUCAAAAUUGCGCGCAGUGUCUCGAUCUGAUCUCUCCUUCGGAUGAGUACUACAUCUGCGAGUUCUGCAUGGAGACAUAUGACGCCAAGUGCAUGAAAGUUAUCCAGGGUGAGGGGAACAAGACAAGUGAUCACAGGGAUGAUUUGAUCUGCAGAAGUGAUCACAAGUGGUUUGCUGUACCGCCGCUGAGGAUGGUGCUGCAUAGAGGAGAGAUUCUUUUGGGGACUGGAAAGGUAGCGAGUUUUGGAGAGUGGAAGGCUGGGCUAGAGCAGAAAUGGGGACGACAGAAAAAGAAAUAG